Messenger RNA from Zonotrichia leucophrys gambelii, 2162 nucleotides. RefSeq names its product RAB21, member RAS oncogene family (gene RAB21). Bases 141 to 803 code for a protein of 220 amino acids. The transcript is spliced from 7 exons. Lineage: Eukaryota; Metazoa; Chordata; Aves; Passeriformes; Passerellidae. The record is from RefSeq and is a predicted model, not a curated record. Gene Ontology annotation, molecular function: GTPase activity; GTP binding. Gene Ontology annotation, cellular component: Golgi apparatus; endosome. Gene Ontology annotation, biological process: Rab protein signal transduction.
GUCUCCGCGGCCUCGCCGGUGUCUCCCCAUCCCCGCCGGCACUUCCCCACCCCGCGGGCCCUCGUCCCGGUGGGCGGCGGCGGCGGCGGCGCCGCGGUGCGGCCCGUUGAUGUGAGGCGCGGCUCGGCGGCGGGGCGCGGAUGGCGGCGGGGGCCGGCGCGGCGGCCGGGGGCCGCAGCUUCUCCUUCAAGGUGGUGCUGCUCGGGGAGGGCUGCGUGGGCAAAACCUCGCUGGUGCUGCGCUACUGCGAGAACAAGUUCAACGAUAAGCACAUCACCACCCUGCAGGCAUCUUUUCUUACGAAGAAACUAAAUAUUGGUGGAAAAAGAGUAAACCUUGCAAUAUGGGAUACAGCUGGGCAAGAAAGAUUUCAUGCAUUGGGGCCUAUCUACUACAGGGACUCUAAUGGCGCUAUUCUAGUAUAUGAUAUAACAGAUGAAGACUCUUUUCAAAAGGUAAAAAACUGGGUUAAGGAAUUAAGAAAAAUGUUGGGAAAUGAAAUCUGUUUAUGUAUAGUAGGUAACAAAAUAGACUUGGAAAAAGAGAGACAUGUUUCAGUGCAAGAAGCAGAAAUGUAUGCUGAAUCUGUUGGAGCAAAACAUUAUCAUACGUCAGCUAAGCAGAACAAAGGAAUUGAAGAACUGUUUCUUGACCUUUGCAAAAGAAUGAUAGAAACUGCUCAAGUGGAUGAAAGAGCAAGAGGCAAUGGCUCCAGUCAGUCAGGAACAGCAAGGCGAGGUGUACAGAUCAUUGAUGAUGAGCCACAAGUACAGAGCAGCGGAGGGUGCUGUUCUUCUGGAUAAUUAUAAAACUGUGCAUCACUGCCCUCUCAAUAUGAAGACUGCCAUAUUCCAAGUCACACAUUCUUUACCAAUGGAGUAAUAGAAUUAACAGUAUUUAAAAAUAAUCACAUGUAACACUGCAGAGACCUUAAGUGCUAAACUAGUGGCGUCUGUGACCAGAGAAUUGGCGUUUUCUACAGUGGUUAACAAAGCAAUUACCAAUGGCCUUUUUACAUAUUUUUCUUUAAUGAGGAAUAAUAUGCAUGUAGAAAAGACCUACUUAAAGGCUUCAUUUAUAUUCUUUUAAAUCAGAUCAUUAUUUAAUAACUUAUAUACAUUGUUGUUGGAAUGGUAUACGUUUUUGCAGCUCUUUGUACUUUGUGGUAGAUGGAAUUGUAUCACUUCUAAAAUGCAAAUUGAUUUUUUUUUUAAAUUAGCAGAUAUCUGAAUUAAUAUUUUUGCAGGGCCUCUACAAGCCUAUAACUCAACUACUUUGAUAUAUUCUGUUCAUCUGUAUGCCAAGCUGAUAAAAUACAUUGUAAAUUACAUAUUAAAUAUUUUAUCUGCUUUUACAGUUGCAGGUGCAGAAAUAUGUACAUCAGUCUUGUCUGUGAUCGUGAAGUGAAUAAGUCAGUGAAAGAUGCAAGCUUUUCAUGUGCACUGUUAAAUUGCUCAUUCUAUUCCCCUACCUGAAAACAGCUUUGUUUUGGGUACAUCCAUAGCUACAGCAAUUCUUUAAUCCAUUUCUGGCAAGCAGCAGUAUUUAGAGCAUCCCCUUACUGGAAGAGAAUGCUUCUGUAAACUGCUGUUUAUCACUGAGGUGUUUGACUUGCAGCUAAAACAGUUGGUGCAUGCACAUACCUUGCCUCUGCAGUUACUCUGUUCUCUCAGAAGAUCCCCAGAAAGUCAAAGCAACCUUAGCCCUCAUCUGUCUGGUAGCCAGUAAACCAGAUGCAUGGGAAACUCUUUAGCUGCUCUAAUACAUUUGUUUCCAAAGACAGCAUUAUAAACUAUUCAUGAGCAUAUUUUUCUUCCCUGUAGGGCUUGAGUGAACAAUUAAUUGACAUUAACUAGAACUUCUAAUUUGGAGUGAUGAAAUUGAAGAUGUGAAACUUGCCAGAUGUAGCUGUAACUAAGGGGAUUCUAGGCAGAAUUGAACUUAUUCCUAACUUGCUCUUUCUCUUGUAAAGUGUUUUGAAAAAGCCCAUUUAAGUUUCAGGAGGAGGGUUUUCAAAAAAAAAAAAAGUGUGAACUACUGUCACAAAAAAACCACAAGUGGUGGUAGCUGAAAUUUCGAAAUGUUUUGUGCUCUGACUUUUUUUACUUAAGUUGUCAUGCUUGGAAAAACAGUAAAGGUGAUGUCUAUGACAAAGUAGAAUA